Caenorhabditis bovis is the source of this 1956-nucleotide messenger RNA. Lineage: Eukaryota; Metazoa; Nematoda; Chromadorea; Rhabditida; Rhabditidae. The record is from the annotation of a GenBank genome assembly.
AUGAUGAAUUCUGUGAUGAAUAUCAAAGAUGGUGAAUUCACCAGCACUAUAUAUGGUUUGAUAAAGGAUUUAAAAUACGGAGAGGCGAUACGAAUAUUACAAUAUCAAUAUGAAUUGAAUCAAAAGAAUCGUGCUGCAUUAUCGUUGUUAGCCUACUGUUAUUACCACACUCAAGACUUUUCCGCAGCCGCCGAUUUCUAUUCGCAACUUUCGCAUUUAUAUCCAAACUAUCAACAAUACAAAAUUUAUCACGCACAGUCACUUUACAAUGCUUUUCGUAUGCAAGACGCACUUGCAGUUGUAUCAACGAUUGAAGAUGAGGGAAUGCUGAACGAAUGUGUCAAACUUGAAGCCGCUAUUAAGUAUCGAGAGGAAGAUACUGUGAAUUGUAGAAUUCUUGUGGAACAAUUGCCCGAAGGAGAUGAAGAUGUCGACAUCAAUUUGGCGUGCAUUGAGUACAAAGAAGGAAAUUAUGAUGGAGCUCUCGAUAAGUUCAAAGAAGCAAGUUCUUAUUCGGGCUACAUGCCCGAAAUCGCAUAUGCGAUUGCUCUAUGCUAUUACAAAAAGCGGGACUAUCAGAACGCGCUGAAAUUUAUAAACGAGAUUAUUGAUCGAGGCGUUAAAGAUCAUCCAGAAUUCAAUGUCGGAAUGGUAACAGAAGGAAUUGAUGUCGUUUUGGUGCCAAAUUCGUUGACACUACAUGAAACAGCUCUGAUUGAAGCAUUUAAUUUGAAAUUUGCAAUAGAAUACCGCCUCAAGAAUAACAAAGCGGCACAAGAAUGCCUAACCGAUAUGCCUCCAAGAAACGAGCACGAUUUGGACCCAGUGACAUUGCACAAUCAAGCACUGAUAAGUGUGGAUGUCGGCGACGGAUUCGCAAAACUUCAAUUUCUACUCAGCCAGAAUCCGUUCCCGCCGGAGACAUUUGCAAAUCUUCUUUUUCUUUAUUGCAAGCACGAAUAUUACGACCUCGCAGCGGAUGUUCUCGCAGAAAACGCGCAUCUCACAUUCAAAUAUUUGACUCCGUAUCAAUACGAUUAUCUGGAUGCGAUGAUUAAUUUGCAAACGUCGCCGAAUGACGCAAUUGCAAAACUCGAAGUAAUGGAAAACGAGCAUUUGAAUGCAUUGCGCAAAGUCGCAAAAGAUGUCCAAAUGCGAAAAGACGCGAGAAACGAGGAUGAUGCGGAGAUGCGCCAGCUUAUCGAAGAAUAUGACGAAAAGCUCGAAUUGUAUCUUCCUGUUCUUAUGGCUCAUGCCAAAGUUUAUUGGGAUCGACGAAACUACACGGCUGUCGAGCGAUUGUUCCGCGGCUCGGUUGAUUAUUGUCGAGAGCACGACACGUGGAAGCUAAACGUAGCUCACACGAUUUUUAUGCAAGAACAAAAAUAUAAAGAAGCUGCGGGAUUUUACGAGCCGAUUGUUAAUAAAAACUAUGAUAAUAUAUUGGAUGUUUCUGCGAUUAUUCUCGCCAACUUAUGUGUUUGCUACAUUAUGACAAAUCAAAAUGAAGAAGCUGAAGAGUUGAUGCGAAAAGUUGAACGGGAGGAAGAAGAAGCUAGAGAGCAGAAUCCGAAUGAAAAAUAUUAUCAUAUCUCGAUUAUUAAUUUGGUAAUUGGAAGUUUGUAUUGCAGCAAGGGAAAUUUUGAAUUCGGUAUAACUAGGGUUAUCAAAGCAUUGGAACCACAAGAGAAGAAAUUGGGUGUCGACACUUGGUAUUACGCAAAAAGAUGUAUUGUUGCAACCAUUGAAACUAUGGCUAAACAUUUGCUGGUGAUUCGGGAUUCAGUUAUUCACGAACUUUUGGACUUUCUAACAAAAUGCGAAGCUCACGGACGUAACAUUUACACAUUCCCUGAAGAAUUAUUGGACGCAACAACUGAAUCAAAAGUAAAAAAGACUGUCACUUAUGAAGCAAGAAUGCUAAAAGCUGUUCUCUUGAUGGUUUUUGAUUCUUAA